GAUCAGCCCCAUAUCCAUUGCCGACGCUGUCGGCAAAUCCGCAUCCUUCUCUUCUCUUCUCUAUCUCUCUCUGGAAACGUAAAACCUAACAGCUCUCUCUCUCCAAAAAAAAUCAAUUUCUUUGACGCAGAUCCGGGUACGUAACGUUAGUUUGAGUCAAUCAAACGCCGAUUGGAUCUUACCGGCGUAACGUUGAUAAUGGCGGCAUCACGGCGUCUCCGUGACCUACAAUCGCAACCGGGCAACAGGAUCUGCGUUGAUUGUUCACAAAAGAACCCUCAGUGGGCCUCUGUAUCCUAUGGAAUCUUUAUGUGCUUAGAGUGUUCCGGAAAACACCGUGGCCUCGGCGUCCACAUAUCUUUCGUCCGAUCUGUCACCAUGGAUUCAUGGUCCGAGAUCCAGCUAUGUAAGAUGGAAUCCGGCGGCAACGAGAACCUUAACAAUUUUUUGGCCAAGUAUGGGAUCCCUAAAGAAACCGAUAUAAUUGCGAAAUAUAAUUCCAACGCGGCAUCGGUUUAUCGCGACCGGAUCCAAGCCUUGGCCGAAGGUAAACCAUGGCGGGACCCGCCAGUUGUGAAGGAAAGCCCGAUCAAAGGUGGCACUAAUAAGAAACCGCCGAUGCCGGGCGGGGGCGGAGGCAGGGCUGGUAGUAAUCGGGGAAAUGGAGGGUGGGAUGAUAAUUGGGGGGAUGGUUUUGACGAUGAAGGUUUCAGAUCUCCGGAUAAUAUGAGGAGAAAUCUGACAGUUGGAGAUUUUAGAAGCGGUAGCGGUGGUGGUGGCGCUCCGUCUAGGUCGAGAUCUAGUCAGGGUUUGUAUACGCAGUCGCAAUUAACGGCCUCUGCAGCCGGAAAGGAGGAUUUUUUCGCCAGGAAGAUGGCGGAGAAUGAAUCAAAGCCGGAGGGAUUGCCUCCCUCGCAAGGAGGGAAGUAUGUUGGGUUUGGGUCGUCGCCAAAUACCAUGCCACGGAGUAAUUCUCAAGGGGAUGUUUUCUCUUCGGUUACUCAGGGAAUUGGUAAGCUCUCUUUUGUUGCUGCAUCUGCUGCACAGUCGGCUGCCAAUGUGGUUCAAGCUGGUACAAAGGAGAUCACAACAAAGGUGAGAGAUGGGGGCUACGAUUACAAGGUGAAUGAAACUGUGAAUGUUGUGACUGCAAAGACAAGUGAAAUUGGACAAAUGACAUGGGGAAUCAUGAGAGGUGUGAUGGCAUUGGCCUCACAGAAGGUUGAAGAGUACACAAAAGAAGGUCCCUCGUGGAAGAGUGAUGAUUGGCCAAGAAACGAAACACAAGGAGGGGAUGGGUUUUAUCAGGAAUCCAAAGGUUGGAAUUCUAAUGCCGUCUCUGUCAGCUCAUCAGGCAGGAAUGUGAACUCUGUUGGUUCAGGAGGCAGCGCUUGGGAUGAUUGGGAUAACGAUGGGUAUAGAAAACCUGAUUCAGGAACUGCAUCUAAUAACGGAGGGGGGGACAGCUGGGCAGGUUGGGACGACGAUAAAGAUGGAGACGACGAUUUCUACCAGACCCCAUCAAAUGGUAAAACCGCUGCUGCUGCUGCUGCUUCAAGUGGGAAAUCAGACGGAAACUGGUCUGGCGCAGGCUUUCUCUAAGGUUAGUUCAAACCUAAAAGCUCAAAGGGUGGAGGAGAGAAGUGCGGUUUAUAUAUGUACAAUUGUGAAAAAGGUUGGGUAAUUGCCCAACUUAAAAGAGAAGUAAUACUAUAUAUGUUGAAGGCUUUAAAUUGUUUUCAUCUUUCAUUUUUAUGAUUCUGGUAAUGUACUUUGAAAUUAAACAUAAUUCAUUUGUAACUGUUGGUACCACAAGUUGAAACUUUAUAGUUAAAUUUAAGCUUUC
Molecule: messenger RNA, 1846 nt
Organism: Cynara cardunculus var. scolymus (artichoke)
Lineage: Eukaryota; Viridiplantae; Streptophyta; Magnoliopsida; Asterales; Asteraceae
Product: ADP-ribosylation factor GTPase-activating protein AGD7
Exons: 3
Coding region: 199-1602 (467 amino acids)
Biological process (GO): vesicle-mediated transport
Molecular function (GO): GTPase activator activity
Source: RefSeq, a predicted model, not a curated record